AUGAAAGCGUUAUGUAUAAGACCUCAUCGCCGUCGCGUCUGCCUUCAGUUCCACCGACGAGAACUUCUUAUCCCUCACCUACUUCUACUCAUAACUUGUCUCCGAACAAUUUCACCCCAUCCCAAAUCCCCCUUAUACAUAAACCCUAAUACAAGACCACUCAAUUUCAACCUACAGUUAAUUUUCCCUUGCAUUCUUGUGCAAGCGCAGUGUGUUUAUCAUCACCAUCGGCAUCACCAAUCACCACAAAGCUGGGGACGUGAGCUCGAUUGUUGGGCUAUCAAAGCCUGGAGCUCGUUAGCCAAGCUCGACCAUGGCGAAAACAUAAAGGUAAGAGAAAAUGAAAAUCUUCCACCUCCUCGAGUCUACAAUAUAUCCCUGAAUAAGGAUCUAUUGGGCCUGGUCGACGUAUACUUGAACCAAAUGCGGGCCCUUAAACUCGCGCUACCACCCCUCACAUCCACGGCGAACAAAGUCCGGGUGACGCUUGUUCUACAGAAAAACGAAAUCAAGGCCCUCCAGAAUUCACUGUCGGCUCGUUACUCAGCCCUACCCCACCUAUUGUGGGCCUGCCUGACACAAGCCGUGGGGUCGUCAAUGACGACAAGCUCGAAUACUUUGGGUUCCCCGUCGACAGUCGCAGCCGCCUGGAGCUGCCCCUCCUGGCUCCUUAUUGCGAACAAGAUGAAUAAGAAGGAGGAGCUGCUAAGAGAUGCAGAUGAGUGGCUGGUGAAGUACUGGCCACUGAUCGGAAAACGAGCUUUUGGGUUUUCGGGAUCGCUAAGAUUCGAUUUGUAUGAUGGUGCGGAUUUUUGGCUGGGGAAGCCCGCGAAGUACGAGGCUGUGUUGAUUGAUGGGGACAGGUCGAUGACGCUCUGUAAAUCGAGGGAUUUUAAAGGGGGUUUGGAGAUUGAACGGGGUAGAAUAUACUUGCAUGGAUACAAGGGAAACCCGACAAGUUCUAAUCAAGUGGAUCCCGAUUAUCUGGUGUCGAGCCGAAAGCUUGAGAAGUGGUACAAAAAUGUCGAUGAAGGGUUUGUUUUUUUUGGCGACACUGCACAAACUAUUGCCAGAGGGAUUGAUUUUUGCUUCGAAGAUAUUCGAUCCUUGUUCUACACCGAGUUUUACAUGAAAUCUAGAAAUGGUGAUUUUCGAGGAAGAAGAGAAAAGGGGCAUAUCUCGGAUAUAUUUUGUUUAUCCCAGAAUUUUCGUACUUAUACAGGAGUACUUAGGUUAGCCCACAGUGUCAUAGAUACUAUUUGCCAUUUUUUCCCGCUGUCGAUUGAUGUAUUACCUCCAGAGACGAGCCUUAUAUAUGGCGAGUCUCCUGUAGUACUCGAGCCAAGAAGCGAUGAGAACUUAAUUAUGACUAUUUUUGGACAUAGCGCAAAUGCUGGUCGAAAAUGGGUCGGUUUUGGUGCUGACCAA
This is a messenger RNA of Striga asiatica, 1428 nucleotides long. Lineage: Eukaryota; Viridiplantae; Streptophyta; Magnoliopsida; Lamiales; Orobanchaceae. The record is from the annotation of a GenBank genome assembly.